GACCAAACCCCCCUCGUCGAUCACAGAUUUCAACAGUCCAAACCCGCCACUGAUCUCUCUCUCUCUCUGUCGCGGCGGACGAGCCUGGCCGAAACCCUAGCCCGCCCACCGGCGAAGCCAUCAGCCAUGGCGGCGAAAGUCGCGGGCGGCCGGAAGCGCGGGACGGCCGCCGCCUGCCUCGACGGCAGUGGCGGCGACGACCCCUUCUUCUUCGCGCUCAAGCGCGGGCGGUGCUCGCCGGAGGCGGACGUGGCGGCUGACCUCGGGGUCAGCCUGGAGUUCGACCCCGUCGACGCGCUCCAGCUCAUCUUCCCCGGCGCCGAUCCGCAGCUUCUGCAAGGCUAUUACGAAGCGUCGGGAAAUGUACUGGAUGCUGCGAUCAGAGGAUUUAAGGAUUAUUUGGCAUCAGGUUUGGCAACGACGAGCGAUGAUGCGGCCUCAUCUGGAGGUACAGUGAAAUCUGAUGUGCCGGCGAUUAAUACUCCCACCAACGGCUCCGAAUGGGCGGAGCUAGUUGUCAAGGAGAUGUACUCCGCCAAGAAUUUGGUCGAUGCCAAGGAUCGAGCCUUCAGGAUACUUGAACUGUUCGACAAAUCUACUGCGAACUGCAAUACUCCGGAUGAGAAGCAUAAAAUGCACGAGGAGCACAAGAUACUGAAGCAGAUGUUGGGAGGACUGCUUCACCAGAACGGCGUCUUGAAGCGAGCCUUCCUUAUCCAGCACAACCGGCUCAAGGAUUACCAGAACAUGGUGCAGGAGCGGUCUCAGUUCAAGGAGAUCGUCGACAAGUACCAGCAGCAGAUAAAGGCUCUAGAGGAUAGGAACUAUGCCCUGUCGUUUUACCUUGAGCAGUCGAAGCAAGGGAACAGCAUCUGCGGGUACCGCAACCCUGAUGUCUUCUAGACAAGCAAUCGAAGCAAUGGAGCAGAACAGCAGGUGCCCUGAGAUUUGUGCUGCUUCGGGCCAAUAAUGAGCAAGAUCCUGAAGCUGCAACAGACAAUCAAGAGAUGUACAAUGAACGAACGUGUUCGUAAUUGAUUGUGAUACAAUUUUUCUUAUCAUGAUUCAGUUUAUGUUCCGGCUUGAUCAUUUGGAAUAUAUCGCUGUCCUUGUUGUGUUGUACUAUUACUUGUCGAUAGGUGUGCCAAAAUCCAAAAUUCAAGUGAAUCCUGACUGUUUUAUGAAUUCAUUUGUUUAUCUUGA
Brachypodium distachyon (stiff brome) is the source of this 1203-nucleotide messenger RNA. RefSeq lists its product as uncharacterized. The transcript is spliced from 5 exons. Bases 127 to 903 code for a protein of 258 amino acids. The record is from RefSeq and is a predicted model, not a curated record. Lineage: Eukaryota; Viridiplantae; Streptophyta; Magnoliopsida; Poales; Poaceae.